Messenger RNA from Chinchilla lanigera (long-tailed chinchilla), 7444 nucleotides. RefSeq names its product zinc finger protein 629 (gene Znf629). NCBI's taxonomy places the organism in Eukaryota, Metazoa, Chordata, Mammalia, Rodentia, Chinchillidae. Gene Ontology annotation, cellular component: nucleus. The record is from RefSeq and is a predicted model, not a curated record. The coding region runs from base 243 to 2960 and encodes 905 amino acids. The transcript is spliced from 4 exons. Gene Ontology annotation, molecular function: RNA polymerase II cis-regulatory region sequence-specific DNA binding; DNA-binding transcription factor activity, RNA polymerase II-specific. Gene Ontology annotation, biological process: regulation of transcription by RNA polymerase II.
CCCGUGGGUGUCAGGUGCUUCUCCAGCCCCCAGUCGGGUUCAAAGGGUUAGGACUGAUGAGUUUUUAAUUGCUCGCUUAAGUUCACCGCCUUGCUUGGUUGUGGUCUUGGAGCGCGAAUCAGGCCUGCAGGGAGGAGGGGGGCACGCCGAGGAUCCGUGCCCAGAAAAACGAGGUGGUUGGACAUGAAGUUCGCAGGAGUGGGACUGAGGGAGGAGAGAGGUGAGGGAGAGCAGAGGAAGGUAUGGAUUCCGCCGUGCGCCCCUCUCCGCCCUCCCAGGGUCCCCGGAUCCCUUCUGGCCUGAGCCGUGGGAUGGAACCUGAAACAGCGCUGUGGGGACCGGCUCUGGAGGGUCCUGAAGAGACCACAGACGAUGCUCACAGAGGUGCCGAGAGUGGGAACGAAGCCGAGAGCGCUCCGGAGGAGAGUUCUGGGGAGGAGGUCAUCCUGGGAGACCCCGCCCAGAGUCCGCAGUCCAAGGACACAUCCGAGACGCCCCCGGAGAGCCCUUCCCAGGACCCCUCAGCCUCUCAGGAAGCCCCGGCCCCACGGGGUCCCUCCAACCCCUCGGACCACCAGACUCCGGCUCCCGAGGUGGUCCCUGCCCCGGCUGACUGGACCAAGAGCUGUGAGGCCAGUUGGCAGUGGGGGACCCUCCCCGCCUGGAACAGCCCCCCGGAGGUCCCUGCCAGCGAGCCCAGCCUGCGGGAGCUGGUGCAGGGGCGCCCCUCAGGGGCCGAGAAGCCCUACAUCUGCAACGAGUGUGGCAAGAGCUUCAGCCAGUGGUCCAAGCUGCUGCGGCACCAGCGCAUCCACACGGGCGAGCGGCCCAACACCUGCUCGGAGUGCGGCAAGAGCUUCACGCAGAGCUCGCACCUGGUGCAGCACCAGCGCACGCACACGGGCGAGAAGCCCUACAAGUGCCCCGACUGCGGCAAGUGCUUCAGCUGGAGCUCCAACCUGUGCUUCAGCUGGAGCUCCAACCUGGUGCAGCACCAGCGCACGCACACGGGCGAGAAGCCCUACAAGUGCACGGAGUGCGAGAAGGCCUUCACCCAGAGCACCAACCUCAUCAAGCACCAGCGCUCGCACACGGGCGAGAAGCCCUACAAGUGCAGCGAGUGCCGGCGGGCCUUCUACCGCAGCUCGGACCUCAUCCAGCACCAGGCCACGCACACGGGCGAGAAGCCCUACAAGUGCCCCGAGUGCGGCAAGCGCUUCGGCCAGAACCACAACCUCCUGAAGCACCAGAAGAUCCACGCCGGCGAGAAGCCCUACCGCUGCACGGAGUGCGGCAAGAGCUUCAUCCAGAGCUCGGAGCUCACCCAGCACCAGCGCACGCACACGGGCGAGAAGCCCUACGAAUGCCUCGAGUGCGGCAAGAGCUUCGGCCACAGCUCCACGCUCAUCAAGCACCAGCGCACCCACCUGCGCGAGGACCCCUUCAAGUGCCCCGUGUGCGGCAAGACCUUCACCCUGAGCGCCACGCUGCUGCGGCACCAGCGCACGCACACGGGCGAGCGGCCCUACAAGUGCCCCGAGUGCGGCAAGAGCUUCAGCGUGAGCUCCAACCUCAUCAACCACCAGCGCAUCCACCGAGGCGAGCGGCCCUACAUCUGCGCCGACUGCGGCAAGAGCUUCAUCAUGAGCUCCACGCUCAUCCGCCACCAGCGCAUCCACACGGGCGAGAAGCCCUACAAGUGCUCCGACUGCGGCAAGAGCUUCAUCCGCAGCUCGCACCUCAUCCAGCACCGCCGCACGCACACCGGCGAGAAGCCCUACAAGUGCCCGGAGUGCGGCAAGAGCUUCAGCCAGAGCUCCAACCUCAUCACGCAUGUGCGCACGCACAUGGACGAGAACCUCUUCGUGUGCUCCGACUGCGGGAAGGCCUUCUUGGAGGCCCACGAGCUGGAGCAGCACCGGGUGGUCCACGAGAGGGGCAAGACCCCUGCCCGCAGGGCUCAGGGUGACUCCGUGCUGGGGCUCGGGGACCCCGCCCUGCUGACCCCACCGCCCGGAGCCAAACCCCACAAGUGUCUGGUCUGCGGCAAGGGCUUCAACGACGAGGGGAUCUUCAUGCAGCACCAGAGGAUCCACAUCGGAGAAAACCCCUACAAAAAUGCAGACGGUCACAUCACACACCCAGCUCCCAAACCUCCUCAGUUCCGACCGCCAAGGCUCCCUUUUGGAGGGAAUUCCUACCCGGGUGCUGUGGAGGGCAAAGCUGACCACGCAGGCCAGUCCCUUAAGGUGGCAGAGGGUCAGGAGGGCUUCAGCCAGAGGCUGGGGCUGCUCUCCUCCAAGUCCUACAUUUGCUCCCACUGUGGAGAAAGCUUCCUGGAUCGCGCUGUGCUUGUCCAACAUCAGCUCACCCAUGGCAGUGAAAAGCCUUUUCUCUUUCCCGACUGUAGGACUGGCGCAGGGGAAGGGCCAGGGGCAGGCGCAGGCCCCAGUCCUUUCCUAAGUGGAAAACCCUUUAAAUGCCCCGAAUGCAAAAAAAGCUUUGGUCUCAGCUCUGAGCUGCUGCAGCACCAGAAAGUCCACGCAGGCAGGAAAUCCCAGAAGAGUUCUGAGCUGGGGAAGGGCUCUGAGCUGGGAAAGAGCUCUUCGGUCCUGCUGGAGCACCUCAGGAGCCCUCUGGGGGCCAGACCCUACGGCUGCUCCGACUGCGGGGCCUCCUUCCCAGAUCGGCUGGCUCUCCUCCGGCACCAGGAAACACACACCCAAGAAAAGUCCCCCAAAUCCAAGGACCCCCUGCCAGAGCCAGCCACCCUGUCCACGAGCCAGGAAGGCGAGGGGGCGGCCUCCAGCCCCACGGGAAGUGGCAGCCACAGGGAAGGGGGAAGCCCCAAAACCCCCUCAGAAGAAAAGCCCUACUUGUGCCCGGAGUGUGGAGACGGCUUCACAGAAGUCGCAGCCCUCCUCCUCCACAGGAGCUGCCAUCCUGGUGUCUCCCUGUGAAACGAGUCUGGAGACCAGGACCUCUCUCUCCUGAGAGGAACCCUGGACCCCGCCCCCUAAAAAUCGUGGAGAAAGGAGGUCAACCCUGUCAGACUGUAGGGAAAUGGAGGAUGAACCCUGGGAAAAAGUGUUUUUUACAUCAGUCAUGAGAAACCCUAGACAAUUUUUGGUGGGAACCACUUAAAAGGCAGUAGAGAAAAACUGUUGAGUUAGAAACCUAUAAAUAUAUAGGACAAACAAAUGAAAGCCCUUUAAGUCUGUAGCAGAAAACCCUAUAAACCAUAGUGGAUAAAAGCCCUAUUAAUUGUAGGAAGAGGUCUCAAUACGUCUCUAGGCAACCCCAUAACUGUAUCGAAAUCCUCAAACUCCUUAUCAAAAUUCGAGAGGGUCGGGAAGGGCAGGAAAUACCACAUGGCCUUGAAUCAGGAGGGCGACCCUCAAGUGUGGGAAGUGCACCUGACACCCCUGUCCCCAGUGCUGCCUCCUGCGCGAGUGUGGGAGGGAGCCCCUCCCCCGCAGUCGUGGACCUUACCCUGGGGAGAAUUCUCAGCUGAAGAAUAGUGUGGGGACGGGUGCAACUGGAGAAGGAAGAGAACAGGAGGAAAGUAAGUGAUGAGGAGCUUCGGAACCCAUAGAGGAAAAGAGACUAGGAAGAAAAAGCCCAGCUCGCUGCACCGGGGGGUUCCUUGGGACACGAGGCCAACCUUAGAAGUAUAUGUGUGAGGGAAUAGGCCCACGGAGUCCGUUACUACCCAGAACCCAAAAUGAGGAAGAAAACAAAUUAUGUCAAACCUUGUUAAAGGCUGAAGUUUGGGGUGGAUUUUUUUUUUUUUAACUUUUUAAGUGUAAGAAUACUGAGAGGCCACCACAAAAAUUCGAGGGGAUUUCCGCUAGAUUCACUUUGAAGGAAGCAGACCAAGGUGGAGAAACUGUUCCAGUGGAACCCAGUAAACGCCAGGCCAGUUUCUCUCCUUUCCGGGACCUUGUUAAACUGCAAGUACAAGCAGAUCCAGCUCAGGCCACCAGGCAGGACCCCUCUUUUCCCCAGGCUAGCUGGAGACAUCUAAGAGGCCUCUAGGUCGGAGGGGGCCUCUGCCACUUUCUCAGGUCUCACGGUCAGGUUUUUUCCUAAAAUCUAACUGCCACCAGUCUUGCUGCCGUGGCAGCCCAUUUCCUCAAAUUCUGUCCUCAGUGAAGAGGGAGAACUGCUGCUAGUCAACCUCCAAAGAAUAAAUUCCUUCAGAGACUCAAGGUUUGUGUGUGGUUGUCCUCCCUAGACUUCUCUGAGCAAGAGCCAUUUAUGAGUGCUCUGUGCUGAUGGCAAGAUGACAGGAUACAGAGCUUGGAUUAGCCAGCAACCUGCUUUCAACCUCAGCCCUUCCUGUGCGCUGGACCACAGAUCCCUGAAGAAUCCACAGAAGCCUGACCACCUUCCUCAGCCUGGUAUCUGCAGCUCUGAGGUGGGACGACCAUCCUGAUCAUGGCCUUGGGAAGGGACAGAGUCUACGCUCCUCUCUCCUUAGCCAGAAACCUUCAGAGGGAAGUGGAAGGACGGGAGAUACUCUCCUGCCAGGCCCAGCUCACAUGACACACAGACACACCUUUCAUAAACUCAGCCAGACCUGCUCACGUGAGGGGCAGUGUGACAAGAGACAGUUACUCUAAAAUGGUUGGAGAGAGAAAACUCUUGAGAGAAACAUCUGCCACCAGGAUGCCCCCUGGCCCUGGAGACUCUUAAAGAUGGAGAGGAAUCCAGUCACUGUGGGUCGGAAAGGAAGUGCUCCCUGACAAAGUGCUAGCACCAGUGACAGACUGUCUGGAAGUAGGACUGAGAUGCCAGGUGAAGUGGCCCUUCAGGAGUUGUGUGUGGAGAGAGAGGUGACCUGGACUCCUGCAAAGCUAUGGAAGAGACCUCGAUUCCAUUGCCUAGAAGUUCAAAAGAUGAAAACGUUUCACCCUUCACCUAUCCUGCCCCCAAAGGGAUAACGCUCAGAUUUUAAAGGCCCCAGAUCUAGAACACUGAGGGAGAAAUGUCCAGGCCUUCGUGAUUGUGGGGAAAGCCUUGUUAGCAUCUGCCUGAUGCCCCAUCCCACCCAAGCGCCAGGUAGGAGAGCACCACUGAGCGGGGAGGAGCCUGGCUGCAAAUCUCCAGUGACAGAUGUCAGCAAAGGGAGUGUCCCUGCAAGACAAGGAGAUAAGUUCUCCCAGUCUAAGCAGAUUUGUCUCCAAGAUGGUAGCAGAAACCAAGAUGUAGAGACAAAGCCCUUGUAAUGCUAGAAGCAGGUUCCCUCAGACACAAGUCUGAGAAUCUGUCCCCAGGAGGGUGUUGGGGAGCAGCUUUUGGGGCUCAGGUCAUUCUGGGGGGAGGUGGUCAGUAUAGCUGAGGCCAGCUGUAGCCUACUGAGGACUAGGGUGUAGCAUACAUAGUAGGAUGCUCGCAUGUUGGGGGAAGGGUGAGGGCUACGAGUCUUGGCUCUGGUGCUGAACGGAUGUCGUGGGCAUGAGCAGUGGGGACUGGGGCUUCCUAGUGGAAAAGGGGCAGAAUCAGACCUCUGCAUGGCCUGUGUCCAUUUGCCCACCUCCCUCAACUCCUUUAGUCAGCUGCUUCCCUACCAGAGCCAGUUGGGAGGAAGCCAUCUUGGGAGGAACUACGCAGGGGGGAGGCAGCGUUCAGGGCGCCUCUGACUAGCUCAGGCGAAGGCCAAGGGGCCGAGGCGCUUGCCUGACGGGACGAAGUAUGGACAGUGCAAUGUAAUCCAAACCUCUCCUCCAGCUCCACACCAGCCCACAGCCCUCUCGGGAGGAGGAGUCACUGGUGACAGGGGAGGGAAGAAAAGGAUCAGAGCUUAGGGUGAAACUUGAAACUCCUGUGGCUGUGGAGGUCAGAUGGGGGAACUCGAAAGAACUGGGCAUGAAUCCGGAAGGGGGAGGCACUUGAGACCAAGAGGUGGGGUUCCAUGACCCCUGCCCUGAGGUGAACAGCUGCCGCACUCCUCUGCCCCUGUGAGGAAAGCCCCGCUCCCCUGACUCGUCCCCGCGGUGUGAAAAGGCCCCACUUGUGAGUGUUGUGUGUCAAUAACAUUGUUGUGUCACUGGUGGUCCUGUUGAUUAGUUCAAGAGAAUAAAGGGAAUAAGAUUUCCCAGGUGUUUUUAUCUUCUCAUUCAGCCUAGCACAAGCUCUGAGCCAAGGCCCGUCAUCAGCGCAGGCCGUCCCACCCUUUUCCCAGGUGUCCCACGAUUGUGCCCAGGGCCUCCCUGGGAUAAACUGAGGGCUUUAUGAAAUUUUAAACGUAUCCCCCAGAAGGACGGGGAGGAACCUGAUGAGCUGGUGGCACAGCCACACAGCUCGUGUCAGUGCCUGGCUUUGACACCAGCACAACGGGCUGGCUGCUGGGUGACUGACCGGUUACUGACAGGGGCCACCUGACCAGCCCCAGGGAGCCGGAGGGAGGCCUCUGGCUAAUCAUCCACACCCUCCCACGGGUGCCACAGCUCCUAAGGUGUUCCAGAAACUGGCAGGCACCUCUCUUAACUCCUUUGGGUUCUGGGCCCUUGAGGAGAGAUGGGGGAGCCCUGACUCAUCCUCUCGGCCCGAGUCAGCCCACUGGCUCCCACCACGUGGAAACACGGAGGCUCGGGGAAGCACCGCCACUUGCCCCAAAGCCACAGAAGUUCAAGCAGGCUCUGCCCCGCCCAGCCUCUCCUCCCCGUGGUGGGGCCUGCCUGGGCCUGGCGUGAGCUCUGCUGUCUGGGCCAGUUGGGGCAACUCCAGGUGAUCCCCAGGCCCAGCCUGCUUUGGUGCUGCAUCUCACCUGUCACCUGCCUCUGUCAUCCUCAUAAGGGACUCUCACCCUAGGCAGGAAGGCGAGUCUGACUCAGACCCAGGGCAGUCUGUCUGUCUGUCCAUUCCUUUCCCUGCCCAGAAAGUCAGGGGGUCCAGGAGGAUGGGCGGAGGGACUUGUCUUGCAUAGGGAAGUAAUGAACGUUUCUCCACAGUCCCUGGGUUUCAAGCCCGGGAACACCGAGGUGCAUUAGCGUUGUGCUAAAGGCGUCCUCAGCAAGCCUUGGCACUGCCGCGCCCCGUCCGCGCACAACUCCUUCGGCCCCGAUGUCCUCGCCCGCUGCGGCACGUGGCUCCGCCAGCGUGCCCGUCGCCACCAACGCCGCGCCGGAGGUCACCGCAGCCCGCGCCUCCGUCUCCAGCCCAACAUGGUGCAGCCGUGGCGACCCCGCUGAAACGCCGGGAGCUGGAUGGGGCCCGAGAGCGGACAAGGCUGCCAGUUCCCCCGGACCCGGGACCUCUGAGAUGGCGGCGGGGACCCCGGAGAGCGCGGCCAACGACAAGUCAGCCGCCACCGCCUCGACCCCGGCCAGCACUGGCCCAAGGUCCAGCUCCAGCACCCCCGCGGCGAUGGCCUCGCCCGCGGGCCCCCUAGCGUGCUGAACCGAGGCGUGAGCAGGCGUUAAUGAAGGAGGUCACCGGC